CCCGAUCUAUUGGUCGUCGUGCAAUUCAACGGAAACAGAAGCAAAAUCAUGUUCAAACUACUGAUACCAUGCUUGUUGUGGCUGUCAACGGUGUGCUCGGAGACCGGGAUGCACAUAGAUAUGCCGGUCGAGUCGCUGGACAAAACAUUGGACGCCUCAAUGCUGAAGGCAAAGAGAGAUUCCAUCCAACCUUGUGAACCCAUUCAGCAACCGAUCUAUCCGCAUGUUCCCGCUUACUCACCACCGCCGGUCUACGUUAAGCCCCUAGUCCAACCGGCCUACUUGAAGAAAGAGCUGGGUAUAGCACCCUUAGCUCACCUGCAAUACAUCCAACAGCCUCACGCCUAUCCUUCUGUGGUACAGAAGCCGACCAUCACGUACGUGAAACCGACAACUCCCGUGGUAAAUUACCAUGCGCAGCAUCAAUCGUUGCAAUACAUCAAACCCAUGAUGCCUAUCUACCAGAGCCCCAUCGCACCGUCCUACGCGCCGAUUUACCAGAAGCCGCUGCAUUACGCACCUACGUAUCAGAGCCCUAUAUACCACGAUGUGAUGCCGAAAAUCCUCCUUAAAAAGUACGAGGCACCCGCUGCCCAGAUACUGUACCAGAAACCGCUGGUCCAUGCGCCCGCCAUUCAGUACGCGUCGCCGAAAGUGGUGCACGUGCAGGCACCGCAGGUAUCCUACGUAAAACCUGUGGUUCAUGCAUCAUCACCUGUGUAUGCUCCGCAGCCGGAUCACGAUUCCAUUAUAGUUAAGCCCCAUUGUGCGUAGAAUGCUUGAUCGAACGAUCGAUAUUGAUAUGUCAAACUACGCAAAAUGAGAACAUAUCUAAAUGCGCUUAAGAUUAAAUGAUCGACUGAUGAUUUCAUGUCGGCUCACAUUGACCAGCGUUUUCU
Molecule: messenger RNA, 899 nt
Organism: Acromyrmex echinatior (Panamanian leafcutter ant)
Lineage: Eukaryota; Metazoa; Arthropoda; Insecta; Hymenoptera; Formicidae
Source: RefSeq, a predicted model, not a curated record